Molecule: messenger RNA, 721 nt
Organism: Phytophthora nicotianae INRA-310
Lineage: Eukaryota; Oomycota; Peronosporomycetes; Peronosporales; Peronosporaceae
Exons: 2
Coding region: 36-452 (138 amino acids)
Biological process (GO): iron incorporation into metallo-sulfur cluster; intracellular iron ion homeostasis
Cellular component (GO): mitochondrion
Molecular function (GO): ferrous iron binding; ferric iron binding; 2 iron, 2 sulfur cluster binding
Source: RefSeq, a predicted model, not a curated record
GCUCCCAUUUCACAAUCGUCAUCAAAGCCACCAGAAUGCUGCGCCACGUCGCUCUCUCUUCGCUGCGUUGCGCGUCCCGCCGCGCCUCCACGCUUAGUGUUAAGGCUCUGUCAGCUCUGCCAUCUCUGUGCAGAUCUAAUGGUGCAGUUUUAGCAUCGCGUAACAGCCCCCUGCAGACCAUGCACUUCUCCACAGACGCUCCAGCGCCUCCACAGAUGACGGAGAACGAGUUCAUGGAGCUGGCGGACGAGACGCUGCAUGAUAUUCAGAGCUGGCUGGACGGCAUUGAAGAGAUGCUCGAAGAGUCCGACAUCAUGUUUUCGCAAGGUGUCUUGAAAAUUGACUUGGGCGAGCACGGCACGUGGGUGAUCAACCGCCAGGUGCCUAACCGACAGAUCUGGUGGUCCUCUCCGGUCAGGUACGAUAGCCAUAGGGGUGGUUUCUACGUUUGAGACUGAUACUCAUUGCAUUUUCUGGUGGUGCAGUGGUCCUCGUCGCUAUGAGUAUGACGCUGAAAGUGGCCACUGGGUGAACACGCGAGACAGAGGCGAGUUGAUGGAACUGCUGCGCACUGAGAUCCUGGACAAAACAGGCAUUGAGAUCUACACCUGAGCUGAAGAUAUGGAGGAUGCCAGAUCUGUAGCAACUUGAAAAAAAUGAAGUACAACCCAGCACAACAGGAGCUGCAGUCUUUUGUUACAUCUGCUCGCUUUAUCCGUUU